CAGAUAUGUCAGCCGACAACUUGGAGGUCGGCAGCUGUCGGCCGGUGACGGGGGAGUCGAAACCGGGAAGAUCCGCAUCACUUCUCUCCUAACGAUAGAAAUACAUGUGGUCUCUCGUUUCAAUCAUACUUCAAACUUUCAUCAUUAAACUAAUAUUUCUUUCUUAAACAAUCAGAUCGGUUCAUAAUGUUUUAUUCCUAUAAUUAGUAUUAUACUGUUCUUCGAUCUCCUUUCCAGUUUCCAAAUCCAUUGCUAGCACCUUUCGACCUAAAUUCUUCUUCCCUCCCUACAUCCGUACACUUUUUAUCUUGCUAAGAUUUGGGGAUAAUUCGAAUUCAAUUGUGCGGUUUUUUUUCUUCUUAAAAUGGUAUGAGAGGUACCGAAAGUGGGGCGUUUUGUGUCACAUUCGUAUACGAGGAACCCUAAAUUGAUUGAUGUUGUUUUCGAGUAUAAAGUAUUCAUUUGGUGAAGCCUCAUCAUUUGAUGAUUCUGUUUUUCCUGGUUAGAUAACAGGUAAACCGUCCACUUUAUCCGGUUAUCACGGAGUUAUUGGCUUCUUCACAUUUCAGUUUUAUUAUAUACUUUAAAUGGAAAUUGUGGUGUCAAUUUUGAUUUCUUUUGUAAACUUUUGUUCUGGAGAUCUACGAAGAUUACGGAUGACAUUUUAAUGUUAUUUUGUGUAUGUAAAUGGUAAUCUGAAGUUCUGUUAUCAUCCAUCUCAUCAUCUGCUGGUUGAUGUAAAUCAUGGAGCAUUCAGAAAUUGAAGAGAACUUGUUUGCACUUGGUGAACCAAAGUUACAUGGAGGAAUGUGCACAACACUCUCCUUUAUCUAUGUCAAAGUAUUGGGCAUCUUUCCUGACCUUGAAGCAGCCAGACCUAGAAGCACUUCAGGAAUUCAAGCAUUAUGUUCUUUGCAUAUAGCAUUAGAGAAGACAAAGACUAUUCUUCAACAUUGUGCAGAAUGCAGUAAACUUUACCUGGCUAUAACAGGAGACUCUGUUGUUCUAAAAUUUGAGAAAGCAAGAUCUGCUCUAGAAGAUAGUCUUAGACGAGUUGAAGAUAUUGUCCCACAAUCAAUAGGUUGUCAGAUUUCUGAGAUUUUAGGUGAACUUGAAGGAAUAGAGUUUUCACUCGAUCCAUUAGAGAAACAAAUAGGCGAUGAAAUAAUUGGAUUGUUGCAAGAAGGGAGAAAUUUAAACAGCAGCAGUGACAUGAACGAGUUAGAAACUUUCCAUCAAGCUGCAUCAAGGCUUAAUAUCACUUCUUCAAGAGGAGCUCUUCGAGAAAGAAGGGCUCUGAAGAAACUUAUAGAAAAAGCUAGAAUUGAAGAUGACAAAAGGAAAGAAUCCAUUAUAGCUUAUCUGUUGCAUCUCAUGAGAAAAUACUCAAAAGUAUUCAGAAGUGAUUUCUCAGAUGAUAAUGAUUCACAAGGUGGGUCAACUCCUUGUUCACCUACAGUCAAUGGAUCUUUCACAAAUGGUUUUGACAGACAGCUGUCAAAGAUGAGUUCUUUUAACUUCAAACCAAACUUUAGAAGAUCCGGGCAGAUGUCAGUGCCGCCCGAAGAACUAAGGUGCCCGAUAUCAUUACAACUGAUGUAUGAUCCGGUUAUUAUUGCUUCCGGGCAGACAUACGAGAGGGUUUGCAUUGAGAAAUGGUUUGGAAACGGGCACAACACCUGCCCGAAAACUCGCCAGCAUUUGGCUCAUCUUUGUUUGACUCCUAAUUACUCUGUCAAGGGUCUAGUUGCUAAUUGGUGUGAACAGAAUGGAGUUUUGGUGCCCGAAGGUCCACCGGAUUCCCUGGACGUCAACUACUGGAACAUAUCUUUUUCAGAAACCGAGUCUGCUUUGGUUGAAAACAUUGGAUCCUUUAAUGAGGGAGAAAGAGAUGGAGAUGAAGAUGAAGCUGAAGCUGAGGUUCUCCCUGAGCGUUUUUUGAGUGUUUUGGACAGGGGGGAUGAGAGAAAGAAACUUAAAGUUGUGGACCAGAUACGCCAUUUGUCGAAAGAUGAUGAAGAGGCUCGAAUCUUUAUGGGUGAAAAUGGUGUUGUUGAAGCUCUAAUACGUUUUUUUGAGUCAAGUGUGCAUGAAAGAAAGAUUGUUGCACAAGAAAGUGCAGCCAUGGCUCUCUUCAACCUCUCUCUUAAUAACAACAGGAACAAAGAAAACAUGGUAGCGGCCGGAGUACUUCCAUUGCUGGAGGAGAUGAUCAGAAAUUCCAGUUCUCCAGCGGCGGUUGCCGCCCUGUACAUGAACCUUUCCUCUUUAGAACAAGCGAAACCCGUGAUCGGUUCAAGUGAUGCGAUUCCAUUCUUGAUCCACAUCCUCGAAAACGGGUCGGAAUCGGAAUCGAAAUCCGACGCCCUUCAUGCUGUGUACCAUCUUUCAACCUGCAAUUCCAACAUCCAGCGGUUGGUGUCAUUCGGAAUCCUGAAUGCCCUUCAGCCACUGAUGGAUGACCAAACAUGGAGUGAGACAGUGAUAGCCGUGUUGACCAACAUGGCUAAUAACUUAGCCCUAGCCAGAGAGGAGAUGGUAUCGGCUCAUGGUUUGGUGAGUGGGCUGUCAACGGUUCUUGAUGUUGGUGAGCCGAUGGUUCAGGAGCAAGCUGCGGGUUGUCUCUUGGUUUUGUGUACGGAAAAUGAUAAGUGUAUUCAGAUGGUGCUUCAGGAAGGGGUAAUUCCGUCUUUAGUCGCCAUUUCGGCUAAUGGGACGGUGAGGGGGAGACAAAAGGCCGAGAAACUGUUGAUGCUGUUUAGGGAGCACCGCCAGCGGGAGCCACCGGUGAAUCAUGGCGGUGGUGGUGGUUCGCCGGAGAUGGGUGUGGGUGUGGGCCGGGUUGAUGAAGAAGCAAAGGGUUUGAGUAAGUCGGUGUCGGUGUCAAGGAGAAAAAUGGGGCGAUCUUGGAGUUCUUUAUGGAGAAACAAGAGUUUCUUAGUGCACCAAUGUUGACAUCCAUCUCUAUGUCUAUAACUUUGUUGCAACUUGUAAAUUCUUCUAAUCUAUUUUACUUUUAUUUAUUUGUUAUAUGCAUGAAUAUAAUAAUUUAAACUUCUUUUACUAAGGACAG
Lactuca virosa is the source of this 3073-nucleotide messenger RNA. The record is from the annotation of a GenBank genome assembly. Lineage: Eukaryota; Viridiplantae; Streptophyta; Magnoliopsida; Asterales; Asteraceae.